UGGGCCCUGGGGCCAGCGGCAUCACCCAGGGGUGGGAGCGGCUGCCCUCCGGGCCUGCCUGCGCUGCCCGUGCACUUCUGCCUGCAGAUCUGCGCCCUGCUCUUCGUCAGCCUCUACAUCCUCUGCCACUUCAUCAUAACCCACUUCAAGAAGCACACAGACUUCACGGCAGUGCAUGAUGACGAGGAUGCUGCUGUCAACAGGAUUGCGCUGGGACUGUGCACCUUCACCCUGGCUGUGGCGCUGGGCGCCGUCCUCCUGCUGCCCUUCUCCAUCAUCAGCAACGAGGUGCUGCUCUCCUUCCCCCAGAACUACUACAUCCAGUGGCUGAACGGGUCCCUCGUCCACGGCCUCUGGAACUUGGUCUUCCUCUUCUCCAAUCUGUCCCUCGUCUUCCUCAUGCCUUUUGCCUACUUCUUCACCGAGUCGGAGGGCUUUGCAGGAUCCAAGAAGGGCAUCAUGGCCAGGGUGUACGAGACAUCGGUGGUGCUGCUGCUGCUGACGCUGCUGGUGCUGGGCAUGGUCUGGGUGGCCUCCGCCAUCGUCGGCAACAACGCGGCCAGCCGCCAGUCGCUCUAUGACCUCUGGGAAUACUACCUGCCCUACCUCUACUCCUGCAUCUCGCUCUUCGGCGUGCUGCUUCUGCUGUUGUGCACCCCCUUCGGCCUCUCCACCAUGUUCACCGUCACAGGGAAGCUGCUGGUGAAACCUCGGCUCCUAGAAGACCUGGAUGAGCAGUUGAGCUGCACGAGGCUCGAGGAAGCCGCCGUGUCCCGCAGGAUCUCCUCCGGCAAAGCUUCUUGCUGGCUGAACUUGAACGUGGAGCUGCUGCGGGAGCAGUUCUUCGCCAUCCGGAGCAAGAGGCGGAAGCUGGAGCUGCGGCACCGAGCGUCGCCCUGGCAGAGGAACCUGGGCUACCCCCUGGCCAUGCUGGGCCUCCUGGCGCUGACGGGCAUCUCCGUGCUCAUCGUCUGCUUCCACGUCCUGGAGCUGCUGCUGGACGAUGCCGCGAUGCCACGGGGCAUCCAGGAUGCGUCCCUGGGCCAGGUCUCCUUCUCCAUCUUCGGUUCCUUUGGAGCUGCCCUGCAGGUCGUCCUCAUCUUCUACCUGAUGGUCUCCUCUGUUGUGGGCUUCUACAGCUCCCCCCUCUUCACCCGGCUGCUCCCCGAGCGGCAGGACACCCCCCUCACCAAGAUCAUCGGGAACUGCGUCUCCUUGCUGGUGCUCAGUUCAGCCCUGCCCGUCUUCUCCAGGACACUGGGGAUCACCCGUUUCGACCUCCUGGGGGACUUUGGCCGUUUCAACUGGCUGGGGAACUUCUACAUCGUCUUCCUCUACAACAUGGGGUUCGCGGGGCUCACCACCCUGUGCCUGGUGAAGAGGGUCUCCUGGGCCGUCCAGGCCGAGCUCAUCUGCGCCUUUGGUCUGCACAAGCUGCCGCUACCCGUGACGCGCUCCCGGCCCCUCGGCAAGCCCUGCUAGGGCUUGGGGAUGGGGAUGUGUGUGUCCCCCCUCACUGUGGUGCCCCCCAGGAUGGCCGUCAGCCACAGAGCCAGCCCUGAUGGUGGCUGGUGCUUCAGGGAUGUCGGAGCCCCCCAGGGAGAGCCAAGACCUGGGGGGGACGGUCUGCCCCCCUGCCUCUAUCUCAGCCUGUUGUGCUACUGAGCCUUGUCCUUGAGCCACGUCCCCGUUACAGCCCCCCCCAGGGGCGCGGGGUCCCCGGGGGGCUGUGCUGGCUGCAGCCCCCCUGCCCCGUUUACAUACCUCAUGCAAGAGCAGCUGGGCCCCCCCACCCUGCCCCGGUGCUGCCCCAGCUGCUCCCUGGGGUGCAGUUGGGUUUUAAAUGUCCCCCCACCACCCCAGGGACUGUCACAACACUACAGCGGGGGCCCCGUGCCCCCCUGCCCAGUCACUCCACACCUCGUCCCCAUGUCAUCCUGGGGCUGUUGGGGGGCACUGGUUGUCCCCUGCCCCAAGGCCUUUGGGGUCCCCAAGGGAGGAGCAGGGCUGGAAGGUCCUGGGGCACUGGGGACAAGCUGUGGCCCCCCCAAGCCCCCCCGGCAGGUUGGUGUGAUGAGUCUGUCGGGUCUCUGUUACCACGGAACUUGUUUGGAGCA
Messenger RNA from Aquila chrysaetos chrysaetos, 2117 nucleotides. RefSeq names its product limb development membrane protein 1 like (gene LMBR1L). Gene Ontology annotation, molecular function: transmembrane signaling receptor activity. NCBI's taxonomy places the organism in Eukaryota, Metazoa, Chordata, Aves, Accipitriformes, Accipitridae. The annotation marks the transcript as partial. The record is from RefSeq and is a predicted model, not a curated record. The transcript is spliced from 16 exons. Gene Ontology annotation, biological process: receptor-mediated endocytosis; signal transduction.